AGGAGCCUGCGUGUGUGAAGUCGGCGGCACUUCAUCACAGAGCGCACCGGAGCAGGAGGCGGACCGUCGGGCGUGGAGCGGAUAGUACAGUAGGUACCAGAGAGGCAGCAGAGACAACGAGAAAAACGAAGAGGACAAGGAUUGUCCGGUCCCCUUCAACUGGACCCAGCGCUGUCAUUCCCAUUCCGUCCCGAUCCUUCUCGUUUCGGGUCUCCUCCGUCGCGUCCGAGCCGCAAGCGCUUCCCCUCCUCGGAGAUGCCCAAGAACAGGCGAGCCGAGCCGGAGUCCCGGUCCAAACGUCAAGAUGCUCUGGGCACCGCAGCCCCUCAUUUCUCUGCGGAGUGUGUAGAAUAAUGGAGAAGGAUUAAAUCAAGUCCGAGAAGAGCAGAAGAUGUCGGUACCUUUGCUGAAGAUCGGGGUCGUGCUGAGCACCAUGGCGAUGAUCACCAACUGGAUGUCGCAGACCCUCCCCUCCCUGGUGGGGCUCAAUACCACCAGGCUCACGGCGGCGCAGGGAGGGUACCCAGACCGGAGCACAGGAGUGUUGCCAGCAAACCCAGAGGAGUCGUGGCAGGUGUACAGUUCCGCCCAGGAUAGCGAGGGGAGGUGUGUCUGCACUGUGGUGGCGCCCCAGCAGUCCAUGUGCUCACGGGAUGCACGCACCAAACAACUGAGGCAGCUGCUGGAGAAGGUCCAGAACAUGACCCAGUCCAUCCAGGUGCUAGACCAGCGUACCCAGAGGGACCUGCAGUACGUAGAGAAGAUGGAGGUCCAGCUUCGAGGUCUGGAGACCAAGUUCAGGCAGGUGGAGGAGAACCACAAGCAGAACAUUGCCAAGCAAUAUAAGGCCAUUAAAGCGAAAAUGGAGGAGCUUAGACCGUUGAUACCAGUGUUGGAGGAGUACAAAGCCGAUGCCAAAUUGGUAUUGCAGUUUAAGGAGGAGGUCCAGAAUCUGACGUCAGUUCUAAGCGAACUACAGGAGGAGAUGGGGGCCUAUGACUACGAGGAGCUCCACAACAGAGUGUCAAAUCUUGAGGAGAGACUCCGAGCAUGCAUGCAAAAAUUAGCAUGCGGCAAACUGACGGGCAUCAGUGAUCCCAUCACCAUUAAGACGUCUGGAUCCAGGUUUGGCUCCUGGAUGACCGACCCUCUAGCACCUGAAGGCGAUACUCGGGUCUGGUACAUGGAUGGUUACCAUAACAACCGCUUCGUGCGAGAGUACAAGUCUAUGCAUGACUUCAUGACAUCGGAUAACUUCACUUCCCACCGGCUGCCCCACCCGUGGUCGGGAACAGGUCAGGUGGUCUACAACGGUUCUAUCUACUUCAACAAAUUCCAGAGCCACGUCAUCAUCAAGUUCGACUUCCGCACCUCCUCCAUCAGCAAGUCCCGGCAGCUCGACUACGCUGGCUUUAACAACGCGUAUCACUACGCCUGGGGUGGUCACUCUGACAUCGACCUGAUGGUGGAUGAAGGAGGCCUGUGGGCCGUAUACGCAACUAACCAGAACGCCGGCAAUAUUGUCAUCAGCAAACUGAACCCCAACACUCUGCAGAUCAUCAAGAGUUGGACCACCAACCACCCCAAAAGGAGCGCUGGAGAGUCUUUUAUGAUCUGCGGUACACUCUACGUCACUAACGGCUACUCAGGAGGUACCAAAGUCUACUACGCCUACUCCACCAACUCCUCUACGUACGAGUACAUUGACAUUGCUUUCCAGAAUAAGUACUCGCACAUCUCCAUGCUGGAUUACAACCCACGGGACCGUGCGCUCUAUGCUUGGAACAAUGGUCACCAGGUCCUCUAUAACGUGACCCUGUUCCACGUCAUUCGCUCAGAGGAACUGUAAUGGAGAUGGAUUUAAUACAAAAAUGCGUAUUGUCUGUGUUGAAAUCUCAUUAUAUUCCAAAAUAUGUCUGCAACAUAACAGACUGUGGCGAGAACAUUUAUAAAACCCAGUAACUUCUGAGAGACUGCAUCGCCGUUGUAUGCAAAAUGGAUUGAAUGUGCAUAUGAAAAAAAUAUAUAUAUGAAAUUGAAGGGUUUCAUUCCAAAAUGUCAUUUAUUUAUCAUAAGAAAAAUCUAUACCAGUUAAUGUAACAAAAUCAGAGUGGAUUGUAAGAAAAAUAGUUAUUUUGUAAAUAAAGGUGUCGAUAUGACUUGAAUAGUUAGGUCUUUAGGUAUUAUACUGAUAGCUUCCAUAUUUUUUAUUUUGGAAUGAAACUCUUUAGCUGUUUGCUGUUUAGAAAAUGAUUGUAAAAGUAGAAUAUAUAUCAGAUGUAAAAGAAUAAGAACGGAUGCCAAAAAAAAAAGUUCGGUCAUCACGCCUUUUGUUUUUAUAUAUAAAGGAAUAUCAACGUAAGCUCAGACCUGCAGCUCCAGUUCUUCUGCAGAAAUCCUCCGCGGUGAACUCUUCAUGUGGUCUACGGGGGUCCUGAAACGAAGACUGUUAAUGAUAAACUGUUGGACCCCCGUGUCCCAUGGAUAACAGUGGGAGGUCAGUCCCGUCAAGGGGUGCGGUAGGCAGUCAAUCAUGUUGUUUUUAAUCAAGUAUGGUAGCAAAUCUAAAGUCUGUAGAAAAGCAACAACAUCCACGAAAAGACCUGAAGGCACUGACUGUUCAUAGUGCUUUUUAUUUAUGAAUUUUUUUAUCUAAUUUUCCUGUGUUGGUGACUACAUGUAAAAAUGAAUUUCUUUGCAUGGGUGUUUUUUCUUUUUUUUUUAAUCCCUCCAGUCUGCUCUUCUUAAAUGUAUUUUCCUGUACGUUAUAAAAAAAAAAAAAAAAAAAAAGUUUGGGUAUUCGGGUGGAAAAGAGCCCCUCUGGGAUUUGAGGAUUUGCAAGUUUAUUUACUUUCUUUCUGCUUCUUUCCAUUUUCUUAACAUGUAUUUCUAUUUGUUGUAUGUCAUUUUAUUUUUCAAAUGUUCUUGUAUUACUGUAACUGUUGGCACCAGUUCUGCCUCUCUAUACUCGUCUAUCUAGCUCACAUCUCUCUGAAAAAAAAGGAAGAAGAAAAAAACAGAAUGUAUGACGUAUCGUAUCCUGGAUAAAGGAACCCUGGUUCUUUUAUUUUCUAGUCACAUCAUGCGCCUCAAGUAGGGAGAAGUCUGUUUUUUGUGGCUAAUCCUGCCUCAUGUCAUGUAUCCCCACACUGCUAGUGAAGGAUAAUGUUUAAAUGUAUACCUUUUGCCGAGAACAAAAGCUUUUCACUCUUUUUGCGCUUUGCUGAAUAUGUGUUGUAUCUGAAAUGAGAUAGUUAAUGAUUCGUGUCAAUAAAACAGAGAAA
Messenger RNA from Cololabis saira (Pacific saury), 3284 nucleotides. RefSeq names its product olfactomedin 1b (gene olfm1b). NCBI's taxonomy places the organism in Eukaryota, Metazoa, Chordata, Actinopteri, Beloniformes, Belonidae. The coding region runs from base 392 to 1849 and encodes 485 amino acids. Gene Ontology annotation, biological process: signal transduction. The record is from RefSeq and is a predicted model, not a curated record. The transcript is spliced from 6 exons.